CCAAGUCCAACCUACAGCUUUGCUAUAAAAGCACAAACCAGUUGGUCAAAACAACACAGAUCACUCAAGGAGUUCUCUGUGCUCGUACAGCACCUCUAUUCCUGUACAACUCCUGUUAUCUUGAGUCAUCUUUAAGCAUGUCUUUUGCAGUGGCAAUUUUGUUGUUUUGCGCAGUUGGCACUUGGGCUGAAGAUUUGACUGCAGCAGAGCAGUACAGGCCGUCAUACAAACCAGAGUACCCCGCCUACAAGCCAGCGUAUCCUGAGCCACAGUAUCCCUCAUACAGCAAACCAUCAUAUCCGUCUUACCCAUCUUAUCCAGCUCACCCAGCCUACCCCAAGUACUGUGACCCUAAAGCCGCUCCUAAAUGCGCUGAAAAUUCCACCGGUCACUGGUGUCUGACUGACGAGGAAUACCCCGUCUACGAAGUCAAGUAUGCCAUCGACUAUGAUCCUUUAGUCCUCAAGAAAUACGCUGACGUUGCCGACCAAUCCGCCAAAGAUUUAGUCGAUGGAAUCAGCAAAGAACAAGAAGAGAAAUUUGAUUACUCUUUCUACAAUGGCAAGCAAUUCGACGAGGGCAACUGGGUCGGCGGUGAGGGUUUCAUCUGCCCCAGCGACGUUGCUUAUUCUCGCCCCCUUCGUGCCAAGAACACUGCUGGCGAAUGGCGUGUCAUCGUCCAGGACAUCGCCUGGCCCACCUACACGCAGACCCAGCGGACAGAGACUUGCUUGUUCCCAGAAGCCGCUUGCCGCACCUUGGCUCCUUGCCACUUCAGCAAAUGCCUGCAAAAGCACACCGUUCAUCGCAUGCUCUCCUUCGACCCUUGCGAUGCGCACAAGGGCAUCUUCAUUGACACCUACAAGCUUCCAUCAGCAUGCUCUUGCCACAUCCCCGUUAAGGCAUAGGCCAAACAAAUUCAUCUGACCUUCUCACCGAGUUAUCCCAUAAAAAAUACCGGACCGUGACGGCCUCCAGAUAAUACCCAAAACGUCAAGUUAAAAGAGAGGGACUGCUUUCAUAAAAACGGUACCGCCAACCGUCCAUCCUCUCCAACACAGGGAUCGUUUUUUGUAUUCUCUGGACUUGUCUUCCAUCAAGUCAGUUGUUUCCUUUUCUCCGCCUCCCUAUCUGUCGAUAUCGUAACUACGAGUGACUGCGUCUUUUUGAAAAAAUAAAACAUAUUUAUGAAUAUA
Messenger RNA from Daphnia magna, 1196 nucleotides. Its product is annotated as neurotrophin 1. NCBI's taxonomy places the organism in Eukaryota, Metazoa, Arthropoda, Branchiopoda, Diplostraca, Daphniidae. Gene Ontology annotation, molecular function: growth factor activity; Toll binding. The coding region runs from base 138 to 908 and encodes 256 amino acids. Gene Ontology annotation, cellular component: extracellular region. The transcript has 5 exons. The record is from RefSeq and is a predicted model, not a curated record. Gene Ontology annotation, biological process: regulation of Toll signaling pathway; innate immune response; central nervous system formation.